GCUAAAAAUUGAUUAUAUUCUGAAUGUAUUUGGAACAUGAGGUCUUAGAGAUUUCAUGAUAGUUUGGAUGUGGAGUGUUGAAAAAUGUGGUAAAAAUAAACAAAAUAAAGACACAGAAAUAUUGGUAUUACCUUGCUGCCAUUAUUGAUUACAAAUUAUUUUUCCUGAUAUUCACAAUGCUCCAUGAAAUAAAACACCAUCUAAAACCAUGCUUGUGAUACUUUUAAGGAUUGUAUUGUAAACAAACCCUAUAUGUUUAUAUGGUACUUUAAUAUUUCUUCCUCGGAGAUUGAACUGAACAAUUGUUUAAAUUCGCUUGAGCUUAUGUAAGUCUGAAACACACUGUAAAUCCCCAAUGGCAAGGAAGCCUCUAUCUUGUCUCAUGCAGUGCUGAAGACAUUAACGGAGGCUGGUGUUUAUUGGACCAUGAUGGGCAUGGCACUCAAGAUGUUGAGACUGUAAUAAGCACCCAAACCCCCAAGUUUCAUUUCCUCCCAGCGUCACACUGAGGCAUAGGCUGAAAUCUAUUAGUUACCUAGGACUGUGCUAUUAAAUAAUAAGUUGUAAAGAAAUUUAGAGAAAAUGUUAAUGAAAAAAUUGUAUAGAAUCACAUAACUUGACCAUUUCUUACAUUGCAGUAGGAGAAAAAAUGAAAGACCCUGGAAGUCAUAAUCACUCUGACCCUGUGAAUGCAUUCAUUCUACUUGGAUUCCCUUGUCCCCAGGAGAUUCAGAUCCUCCUCUUCUCCCUCUUCUCUGUGACCUAUGUCCUGACACUCAUUGGAAACCUGUGCAUUAUCUGUUCUGUGUGGUGGACCCAGCAUCUCCAUGGCCCCAUGUACAUCCUGUUGGCCAACUUUUCCUUCCUGGAGAUCUGGUAUGUCACUUCUACUGUGCCCAAUAUGCUAGUCAACCUCCUCUCUGGGACCAACACCAUCUCUUUCUCUGGCUGCUUCCUCCAGUUCUACUUCUUCUUCUCCAUGGGCACCACGGAGACCUUCUUCCUGUCUGCCAUGGCCUUUGACAGGUACCUUGCCAUCUGCAGGCCCCUGCACUACCCCACCAUCAUGACAGCGCGACGCUGCUGCAGACUGGGAGCCUGCUGCUGGGCGUGCGGCUUCUCCUCUUUCCUCCUCCCAGUGUAUCUGAUCUCCAAGCUUCCCUUUUGCGGCCCCAAUACUAUUGAUCACUUUUUAUGUGACCCUGGGCCCCUUCUGAAGUUGUCUUGUGUGCCAGCUCCUUCCACAGAAACCGUCUGUGCCGUAGUGAGCUCGGUCCUAAUUUUCUCCACCUUCCUCUUCAUUACCGGCUCCUAUGCCCUGGUGAUCAGAGCAGUGCUCAGAGUCCCCUCUGCUGAGGGCCGGAGAAAGGCCUUCUCCACGUGUGGCUCCCAUCUGGCUGUGGUCUCCCUGUUCUACGGCUCCAUCAUGGUGAUGUACGUGAGUCCCACAGCAGGCAACCCAGCAGGGGUCCAGAAAAUUGUGACUUUGUUUUAUUCUGUGCUGACUCCACUUUUCAACCCCUUGAUUUAUAGCCUCCGGAAUAAGGAAGUGAAAGAGGCCCUGAGAAAACUGUUUAGGAUUACAAGAUUCGGUCAAAGACACCCUCUCAAGAGCUAGAGUCAAUAAUGAUCCCAGGGAAAUUUGAGAAAGCAAACAUUUCUGGAAUUUUUUGAGGGAUGCGGUUCAAUGAUUCAAAUAGCAAAUGAAAUGUUACAGGGACCGGCGCUGUGGCUCAGCAGGUUAACACCCUGGCCUGAAGCGCCGGCAUCCCACAUGGGCACCGGUUCUAGUCCGGCUGCUCCACUUCCGAUACAGCUCUCUGCUAUGUCCUGGGAAAGCAUUAGAAGAUGGCCCAAGUCUUUGGCCCCUGCACCCACGUGGGACACCUGGAAGAAGCUCCUGACUCCUGGCUUUGGAUCUGUGCAGCUCCAGCCUUUGCAGCCAACUGGGGAGUGAACCAGUGGAUAGAAGACCUCUCUCUCUCUCUCUCUCUCUCUCUCUCUCUCCCUCUGCCUCUCCUUCUUUCCCUGUGUAACUCUGACUUUCAAAUAAAUAAAUAAAUCUUUAAAAAAAAGUUACAGGUACCUUAAUGAAUUCUUUGUAUUAGACUUUAUUGUAUUAUUAUUCCAAUGACUUCUGCCUGGAAACAAGAAAAUGCCAGACAUUCUCAGACAUUUUGGAAGCCAAAAUCAUAUGUAACCCAGAUAUCAAUUGAUCAGUUUC
Oryctolagus cuniculus (rabbit) is the source of this 2224-nucleotide messenger RNA. RefSeq names its product olfactory receptor 11H6-like. The record is from RefSeq and is a predicted model, not a curated record. Gene Ontology annotation, cellular component: membrane. Gene Ontology annotation, molecular function: olfactory receptor activity; G protein-coupled receptor activity. NCBI's taxonomy places the organism in Eukaryota, Metazoa, Chordata, Mammalia, Lagomorpha, Leporidae. Gene Ontology annotation, biological process: G protein-coupled receptor signaling pathway.